AUGGUCCAACUAGUGACUGGAUUGUUGCUUCUCCCUUUGGCCUUGGCCGCGUCCAUUGACCGCCGUCAGGCCUCGCCGAGUCUGAACACAUUGAUACAGAAUGCCGGCAAGAAGUUCUGGGGCCAGUGUGCGGAUGAAGGCCGCUUGACGGAGAAUUCCCAAAAUCCGGCCAUUUAUAAAGCCGAUUUUGGGCAAGUGACGCCUGAAAACAGCAUGAAAUGGGAUGCAACGGAGCCUAGCCAGGGCAACUUUGACUUCUCUGGGGCAGACUGGUUGGUUAACUGGGCUGUGCAAAACGGGAAGAUGAUAAGAGGCCAUAACUUAGUCUGGCACUCCCAAAUCCCCAGCUGGGUCUGUCAGAUUACUGACAAAACCGCACUCACUAAUGCCAUGACCAAUCACAUCAAAACGGUUGUGAGUCGUUACAAGGGCAAGAUAUAUGCUUGGGACGUCGUGAAUGAACCGUUCAAUGAAGACGGCAGUUUGCGCCAGGAUUGCUUCUACAAUGUCAUUGGCCCUGACUACAUUAAGAUAGCCUUUCAGGCUGCCCGCGCGGCUGAUCCCAAUGCCAAACUCUAUGUGAAUGAUUACAACCUCGACUCCGCCACAUAUUCGAAGACUAUAGGCGUUGUCAACCAGGUGAAGCAGUGGAUCGCACAAGGGGUCCCAAUUGAUGGCAUUGGGACUGAGGAGGUCGCCAUUACUGAGCUGGACAUCCCAGGAGCCUCCCCAAAUGACUACGUAGCAGUCGCGCAAGCCUGCUUGAAUGUUCCAAAGUGCGUCGGCAUCACCUCAUGGGGCGCGUCUGACCGGGAUUCGUGGCGCUCCAGCGACACACCGGAUCUCUUUGAUACCAGUUAUAAUGCUAAGCCUGCGUACUACUCCGUGGCGAGUCUUCUCGGCAGCGUACACACCACCACUUCGGCCUCAACCGCUACCACUACAACCACCACUUCCACCACCACUACUUCCGCCCCCAGUUCUCCCACGCAGACUCACUGGGGACAGUGUGGCGGGAUAGGCUGGACGGGGCCAACACAGUGCCAGUCUCCAUACAGCUGCCAGGCACAGAAUGCUUACUAUUCCCAAUGCCUCUAA
Molecule: messenger RNA, 1098 nt
Organism: Aspergillus pseudoviridinutans
Lineage: Eukaryota; Fungi; Ascomycota; Eurotiomycetes; Eurotiales; Aspergillaceae
Exons: 8
Coding region: 1-1098 (365 amino acids)
Biological process (GO): carbohydrate metabolic process
Cellular component (GO): extracellular region
Molecular function (GO): cellulose binding; hydrolase activity, hydrolyzing O-glycosyl compounds
Source: RefSeq, a predicted model, not a curated record